AUGGCCAACCCUUCAUCAAUAAUCAUUCAAGAAUUCUUGAAAAAUUGUCACUCAAGAAGAUUGUUACUCCACGCUUCUCUUUAUAGUUCACCUCCAAUAUCAACUGUAGCAGCACUUUCUCCAUCCAAUACAAUAUACAGGGACAAUACAUUCCAGGCAAAUAUUGGAAUUGUCUUAGCAGUCGUCUUGUGUGCCUUAAUUUGCUCACUUGGAUUAAAUUUCAUCAUAAGAUGUGCAAAAAGGCACUCGAGUUUUGUAUCCUAUGAUGACACCCCGUCUGCGCGCCUAGCCAAUACAGGAAUCAAGCAAAAAGCCCUCAAAACGUUCCCUAUAAUAAGUUACACAUGUGAUCUUAACCUUCCAGGUUUGGACACAGAAUGUGCAAUAUGCCUCUCAGAUUUCGCCACAGGAGAACGUGUUCGAGUCUUGCCUAAGUGCAACCAUGGGUUCCAUGUCCGUUGCAUUGAUGAAUGGUUGAACUCACACUCUUCUUGCCCAAUUUGCAGGCACUGCCUAGUUGAAACUUGCCAAAAAAUAGGACGACGCAACCAGACUAGUACAUCAUCGGUAAUCCUACCACCACAUGAAGUUCUUAUAUGGAUUGCACCUUUACAACAAGAAGGUCGUGUACGAAAUCAUCACACGUAG
Molecule: messenger RNA, 648 nt
Organism: Fraxinus pennsylvanica
Lineage: Eukaryota; Viridiplantae; Streptophyta; Magnoliopsida; Lamiales; Oleaceae
Source: the annotation of a GenBank genome assembly